Molecule: messenger RNA, 888 nt
Organism: Ambispora leptoticha
Lineage: Eukaryota; Fungi; Glomeromycota; Glomeromycetes; Archaeosporales; Ambisporaceae
Source: the annotation of a GenBank genome assembly
AUGGGAAAAUCAUCAAAAGAUAAACGCGAUAUUUUUUAUCGAUUAGCAAAAGAACAAGGAUGGCGUGCACGUAGUGCUUUUAAACUUUUAGAGAUUGACGAUGAAUUUCAUGUGUUAAAAGAAGUUAAACGUGCGGUUGAUUUAUGUGCUGCGCCUGGAAGUUGGUCACAGGUUUUAGUAAAGAGACUCAGUGAAAACUCGAAUUAUGCCGACAUUGAUAAUGAUAGUAGCAAAAAAUCAUCAUCUCCACCAAAAAUUGUCGCCGCGCCACUAGAAAAUGUAAUUCAAAUAAAAGGCGACAUAACCAAACAAUCAACAGUAGAACAAAUACUUGGAUAUUUCGAGGGCGAAUCUGCGGAUAUUGUAGUAUGUGAUGGGGCACCAGAUGUAAUCGGACUACAUGAUUUCGACGAAUACAUUCAAGCACAACUAGUGCUUGCCGCACUAAACAUUACUACACACAUCUUACGUCCUGGUGGCACAUUAAUCGCAAAGAUUUUUCGUGGGAAGGACGUAACAUUGUUGUAUGCUCGGUUAUUAAGGUUUUUUGAGCGCGUUACGUGUGCUAAACCGAGAAGUUCUAGAAAUUCGAGUAUCGAAGCAUUCGUGGUUUGCCAGAAUUAUCAACCACCCAAAGAUUAUAUUCCCACAAUGACAAAACCUAUACUGGAUUUAUCUUAUGAUGAUGAUGAAAAUAAUAAAUUACUUGGGCCUUCUCGUCUCAUUGUUCCAUUCGUUGCGUGCGGUGAUGCAAGUGGAUUUGAUUCGGAUCAAACAUAUCCGCUUGAGGAAAAGAGCCUCGAUCCGCUACAACCACCAAUAAGUGCACCAUAUCGCACUGCGAUCGCAUUAAAACAACAAAACUUUUAUAACAAGAUUCCAUCCUAG